This is a messenger RNA of Parnassius apollo (apollo), 384 nucleotides long. The record is from the annotation of a GenBank genome assembly. Lineage: Eukaryota; Metazoa; Arthropoda; Insecta; Lepidoptera; Papilionidae.
UUGACGAACAAUUUUUCAAUACCAAAAUCACACAAGGCUAGAGAUGAGAUUCAAUUCACACCAAUUUAUCACAUAGAUAUCUGGCCAGUAGAGUGUGGUAUAGAAAAUGAUUGUAAGGACAACAUUUUUAGCCUUGAAUCUGUUAAAGUGGAAGAAGAGAAUUUCGAAAAUGAGAAUCAUGAAACAGAACAAUACAUCACACCGACAGAUAAUUUUUCAAAACCUGAUGAAGGAACCCAAGCUGAUGGAUUAUUGUGCAUUGUCGUGAUAGGCAAUGCGCCGUAUCACAACGUGCAAGUAAGUAAACCUCCAUCACUAGCAAACCAAAAAGAAGAUUGGUCUCCAAGAAUUGUACAAAACGUUGACGAACAGUUUUAUGGAUGA